AUGACUAUCAGGCACAAAAUUCUGAACUCAAAAACAAGGCUAAUGCUACGCGACGUCCGCCCAUCCGUCCAGCCCCAUGUCAAGUACACCAGGCUUUUUCGAAAACGUGCAAGACGGUCACCGGUCCUUCUUCCAAUCCCCGCCGUCUCCAUCCUGAUUCCUCUCUACGUCGCCGCCGCAGUGCUUUUGCAACAUCCUGGGUAUCACGUCCACCAACAUCCACUGGGACCUGGUACCUCCUCUCGUCGCAGUCCUCCUGUUGUCGACGCCCCUACACUAGAUGACAAGAAGGCACUGUAUGUUACUCGGCGGCCGUAA
Molecule: messenger RNA, 318 nt
Organism: Suillus discolor
Lineage: Eukaryota; Fungi; Basidiomycota; Agaricomycetes; Boletales; Suillaceae
Exons: 5
Coding region: 1-318 (105 amino acids)
Source: RefSeq, a predicted model, not a curated record